GCAUAAAAUUGUUAUCAUCAUGGAAAGUAGACUAGUUCAAGCGACUUGUCACACAGAAGAUUUCCCUGCCGUAGAGGCAGAGUUACUAAAAUGGGAGGAAGUGGAUUCUGUGGGAACUUUUCGAAAAAAGCAGAACAAUAAAAAGGAUAUAACAACGGUAUUUAUCACCUUCUUACCUGAAUAUUCAGUUGAAGAUACUUCCUCAAAGUUAGCAACCAUCAAUGGGCUGAUAUUGGAGGAGCAGAAAACGAAACAACCUGGCGGUAGAAGCACAACCAACCCAAGACAUAAAAACCUUGCUUCAGAGUUUUUAAAUUAUGGGUCCCAGGAACAGAAGACACAAUCAAAGGAAAAUUCACGUCAAAAAGCUCGAGCAUUAAACCAAAAUAAACAAAGUGAGCAUCCUCCGAGAAAAGGGAAUUCACAUGUUGCUCCUGACAAUUCGCGACGAGGGCGUGGCCGUGGUUUUAGAAGAGGUCAACAAAAUGAGCAUUAUGCAAAUAGACAAUCAUCUGAAAAUCUUCAGCAUCAAUCUUUGCCUCCCUUAGAAGCUAAUGUUGCAUUCGUUGAUAACGUUCCAUUUGGGACAACAAAUGACCAAUUACUGGAUAUUUUUUCGCCCUAUGGGCGAAUUCUCGAUAUAAACCGACUCGACUUAAUGACGAUGGUAUGUUAUGACAACCCUGAAUCUGUUCAGGAAUGUAUUCAACAUGUUAAUGGGAGCCUGAUACAUAAUAACAUCGUUUCUGUGAGCAGUGGAACCGCACUAAUUCCUGGAAAUAUUGCUAAUUUCCUUGGAAUGUAAUUAUAAAUAACUUUAUAAGGAUUUACUUAGAAAGUUAACACAACCUAUAAAAAUUAAAUCUUAUAUGCUAAUACGGAAGUGACAUUAUAACAUGGA
Phytomonas sp. Hart1 is the source of this 901-nucleotide messenger RNA. Lineage: Eukaryota; Euglenozoa; Kinetoplastea; Trypanosomatida; Trypanosomatidae. The record is from the annotation of a GenBank genome assembly.